Molecule: messenger RNA, 3254 nt
Organism: Mustela lutreola (European mink)
Lineage: Eukaryota; Metazoa; Chordata; Mammalia; Carnivora; Mustelidae
Gene: VXN
Product: vexin
Exons: 6
Coding region: 457-1068 (203 amino acids)
Biological process (GO): neurogenesis; neuron differentiation
Source: RefSeq, a predicted model, not a curated record
CCCUUCAUUUCUGAAAUGAAAAGGGUAAUUGCUGGUACCAAAAUUCACGUCUCCUUUUCAGUGGAAUUCUCCAGCCAAGCUGGGCGCUAACCGAGCAGGCGAUUUCACUUCAUCCUUACUUCACAAAAGACUUCCAAAAUCAGUGCAGCAGACACGGCAAAAUAAAAAUGUUAACUACAUCCUGGCUGGGAGGCGACUGAAGCCUCCACGCUCAAUCAAAGGUUUACAAUAAUAGGAUUCAUUAAAAAAAAAAAAAAAAAAAAAAAAAAAAAGACAGAUGGGAUUAGAAAAUGUUGCAGUGAAGACUCUGGAAUGAGAUGAGAUCACAGCACCAGCCUGUCUUUUGUGGACCUGCACAAUGAUCCCCGAGCCAGACUGGAUUAGGAAACCUCGCGACUAGGGGUUCAGAGAGAGGCUUCCGGUUCCCGGCACUUUGGGGGAGAGAAGGCUGAGACGAUGCAUCAGAUUUACAGCUGCAGUGAUGAAAAUAUAGAAGUUUUCACCACCGUGAUCCCUUCCAAGGUGUCCAGUCCAGCCAGAAGAAGAGUCAAAAGCUCUCAACACCUCUUGACCAAGAAUGUGGUGAUCGAGUCGGACCUCUACACGCCGCGGCCCCUGGAGCUGCUGCCGCACCGCAGCGACCGCCGCGACGGCGAGGGUCGCAGGUCGGGCCGGCUCCACAGCGCGCGGCCGCAGGGACCCCACCUUGCCAAGGCCCCGGCCAGACCCGUGGGGAGUUUGGAACCCAAAUCUUCCAAUCUGUGUGGGAAUCGAGCAUAUGGAAAGUCUUUGAUUCCUCCGGUGGCCCGGAUCUCAGUGAAAGCCCCCAGCGUGCUCGAGGCGGCGGCCACAGCCUCAGAGAAGGGAGCUGUUCUAACGCGAGGAUCCAGACAUCUCAAGAAGAUGACUGAAGAGUAUCCGACCCUGCCCCAGGGAGCAGAAGCCUCCCUACCGCUGACAGGAAGUGCUUCCUGCGGGGUCCCUAGCCUCCUCCGGAAAAUGUGGACAAGGCACAAGAAGAAGGCUGAAUAUGUGGGUGCUACCAACUGUGCCUUUGAGGCUGACUAAAGGUGACUCUCCCCAGGGUCCAUGCAUUGGUCAAAGUUCACUGCAUAUAGGGGAGAAAACUUCAGAUUGGAACUGAGCCACAUUCACCUCUGCUAGUAGCUGGUCCAAACACAUCACCAUUUCUUAUUAACCAAUAGCCCUGGCUUAGGGUACAGGCAAGGGACUCCCCUGGAAGGCAAAAGAAAAGUGUGCCUUCUUAGAACCAAUAAAGCCAUUGGUCUGAAAGUGGCUUUGGGAGAUAGAUAUAAACUCUGUCCUUAUCUUAAAGCAAAAUCACACCACAAUCAAACUUUCCCAACCCAUUUUAAAGACCUCCAGGGGAAGAAGAAGGCAAUUCCUCAGUCUUCCUUGUAAGUUGUUCUAAUGUAUGUGAUUUCUGUUAUAAAUAUAAGAGCUUGAUGUUUGAGGCCCUUGUAAACACAGUGGUUCCUACUAUUCCUCUUAUCACAUUUAUUUCAUCUUGACAAGGUAUAAUUUCUAAAGACAAAGCACUAUAUAUUUACUUAUAGUUCUAAUAUUCAUUUUACAGUAUUCUCAAGAUCAGUAUUGAUCAUUUGGCAUGAUUGCAUGAAUUCUCUAUUCUUUUACGUGCAGCUUUUCUAUAGAGAAACAUGAUUAAAAAUUAAAUGUUGAAUGCUAAUGUUCUCUGAAGUGGCAUAGGCUAAUGAAAUUAAUAAUACCUUGCAUUGGCAAAAUGAUUUUAACUUUUGAAAGUGCUUUCCCGUCCACUACCCCUGCUAAGGAAAGCACAAUUGUACCCAGUCUACAGAUGGCAAAGCCAAGGCCUUAAGACAGACAGUGGAACAGGAUACUAGGUUCUCAAGUCUGCCAGACUCCUUGCUUUGCUCACUCUAGCAACUGAUUUGAGGAAGGUUUGGAGGGGUAGGAAUAGGACUCUGGGGGCAAUGUUUGAAAGGAAAAAUUUGAUAAUUUUUGGAAAAAGGUUGGAAAAAGUAAGUGAUUUAAAUGAAAUACAUCAUUAAGUAUUGGGUUGACCUUGAAGAAAUUGCCUUCUCUGUAGGUCAGAAACAACCGAUCAGUUUCAUAUGGUUCAACUUAGCAUAUAAUAUUGUGCUUUCCUUCUUUUAAUGGAAAUGUCAUCAUCAAUCCCAUAGUUAACAUCAAUAGACUUACAAUGAUCAUACAAUACAACAGCUCUCAUCUAUUAAAUGCCUACCAUGCGUCAGACAUGACACUGAGCACUUUACAUACAUUCUCCCUCACAACUCUGAGUGAGAUGUCCUUAUCCAUUCCAAUGGUGACAGUUUAAAGCCAUUACAUGAUUAGUCUCAAGGCGCCUGGCCCACAUGGGUGUCAGGAUUCAGUGCCUGGUGUUUGUAUCUAUUCCUUCACACAGAAUAGUUCCAAACACAGAGAAAGAUCGAGGUUAGUAAAUAAUUUUCAUCUCAAAUGCUAACCACACAUGACUUGCAGAGGCCGCCAGGAGCACCGUGUGACGGCAGAGUCUGAGACACAGGCGUGCAGUGGUCAGUUAGGAAUGCCGGCCUGUGCAGGACCUAGAAGCUUAAAUUAAUCUAACCCGUUUAGCAAAAUUAGACACUCCAUGGUGACACAGAGACAGAGACUCAGCCAGAAAUCACCACGUCUUGGAACAAUGAGGAAUUUGGCCAUGUUACCAGUCUCAACCGUUACUCAUAGACACACUCUGGCCAUGUGUCACAUUUUGCUAAGUUACCUGCUUCCGCAUCUCCAGGUGAACCGUAAGGAGGCAUGGAGGGAUAAGAGGACUGGGUUUUGGCUUUCAUCUUGCUGAUCCCUGCCCUUCAGCCAUUGUUUUAGAUGGUCAGCACCCAAUCCUCAUGUUGGAACAUGAUUUGGAAACCCGGGCUUCGAAUACUCUUUCAAUGAGGGCCUAGUCUCAAUGGACUAAUAGUCUUGCACAGUACUGAUAACGGGGCCUGGAGCACAGUUAAGAAGCAAGCAGGUGAUUUAUGCUGGACCUAUCAAUCAGAGUAUCCUAAAACUAUUUAUUUCAACUUAUUUAGUCAAUAGCUGAUGUCCUCCAUUUAUAUGGGGCAGCAGGAGAUUUCUGUAGGAUGGAACUGAGUUAUUUAUUUUUAAUUUAAAUAUUUCAUGAUGAAGUGUUUGCCUUGCAUAGAAUGUUUUAACUGACCAAUUCAAAUAAAAAUAAAGUAUGCUUUGUUUGUGACAUCAAUAAACCACCA